Protopterus annectens (West African lungfish) is the source of this 5103-nucleotide messenger RNA. RefSeq names its product solute carrier family 4 member 4 (gene SLC4A4). NCBI's taxonomy places the organism in Eukaryota, Metazoa, Chordata, Ceratodontiformes, Protopteridae. The transcript has 26 exons. Bases 1157 to 4444 code for a protein of 1095 amino acids. Gene Ontology annotation, cellular component: plasma membrane; basolateral plasma membrane. The record is from RefSeq and is a predicted model, not a curated record. Gene Ontology annotation, biological process: regulation of intracellular pH; monoatomic anion transport; transmembrane transport. Gene Ontology annotation, molecular function: monoatomic anion transmembrane transporter activity; sodium:bicarbonate symporter activity; solute:inorganic anion antiporter activity.
UAGUUUCAGCUUAGAUCUCAACCUACUGUUUAAAAUCCUCUGCUUGCAAAACCAUCAUCUAUAAUUAUGUCAAGAAAGUUGAUUACUUCUGUUUUAGAAGAGUCCAGCUGUAGUCUGCUAACCGUAACUAUGCACUCUCCCGAAACAACAUUUUAAAACAGUAUUAUCUAUGGUCAGAGAAUCUUAAAACAUGUCAUAUAAUACACUUGUGUGAAGGUAGCACCGUAUAUGGAGCAUCCUAAAUUUAAACUAGUUUCUGACUACAAAAUUUUUGUUUUUAAUUUUCAAAACCUCACCCUGGUGUAUCCUUCAUUUGUGGUUGAACGUGAAACAGUAAUCUUGCAUAUACCAACAAGCAGAAAGCUUUCUGUUGGGAAAGCUUGCAGUCUGACUUUAAAACGUUUUCCUUGCAUCGUUUUGAACAAACGGUGUGAUUUACUGUAAGUUUUUUUUUUCUUUACCGAUUAGUGGAGACGUGCGCUACAAAAUAAAAGUUACACGUUCUCAUUACGUGAUGUUUGCGUGCCUCGGACAUCAGAGCCAACAUUUACAUUUCUGUGCAGUUAUCUCCUUUGCAUGUGCGCUAAACACUUUUUCACCCUUACACCAGGGUCUGCUAUUUUAUAAAGGUAGCAGACUGGUUACAAGGUAGGAUGGCAGGUGAAAAGUAGCAACUCCCUUUGUGCUGCCAGCUUAACAUCCUCCUCCUCCGUUUACUAAUGUACCUCCCACUUUAGCCACUGUGACGUUGAGAUGAGGGUUGUGUUGCUUGAAAUAUGGAGCCAGAGGUCGAAAAGACUUUCCUUAAAAGAAUCAGCAGCUUCUUCAGUUGUCGGUUUAACUUUCCUCACUUCGCAUGCCCUGUAAGCCGAGCUGAAGAGGUACACUCCUCGCCUGAGCAGAACAACGUACCUUCCUACCCCUCACUCACAGUACAAGGACAACUUUUUGCUGAAAGACUAGAAAAAAAGCUUGCAGUACAGUUCACUGAAAAGCAAGGCGAGAGAGAAAGAAAAAAGUCUGGGUGCAGCUGCAGUCUUAACUGCUCCAAGUCUUGUCUGUAGCUUCUGUCCAGUGCGCCAGGCGACGUAUCUUAAAACUUGUGAGAAAGUUGGGUGCUGUCUAUCCCAGGGGAGUGCCGUGCACAGCUGCCGUCAUGGACCACCACCACCACCACAUGAAGCACCAGAGGAUGGAGGAUGAAGCAGUGCUGGAUAGAGGCGCUUCCUUUCUGAAACAUGUCUGUGAUGAAGAUGAAGUAGAAGGACAUCAUACCUUUUAUAUUGGAGUCCAUGUGCCGAAAAGCUACAGGAGGCGAAGGCGCCACAGAAGGAGGACAAGUCACAGAGAAAAGAAGAAGGAAAAAGUGUCUGAGAACAGUUCGGAUCGAUCUGACACUGAUAACAAUGAAGAUCCUAGUGGCAGCAUCCUUAUGCCUCUUAUCUCACCUGCUGCUGAGAGGAUACGUUUCAUGCUGGGUGAGGAUGAUGAAGGCCCAGCUCCCCCACAGCUUUUCACAGAGUUGGAUGAAUUGCUGGCUGUCGACGGGCAGGAGAUGGAAUGGAAGGAGACUGCCAGGUGGAUUAAGUUUGAAGAGAAGGUGGAACACGGGGGAGAGCGGUGGAGCAAGCCUCAUGUUGCCACACUAUCAUUGCAUAGUCUCUUUGAACUAAGAACAUGUAUAGAAAAAGGAAGUAUAAUUAUGGAUAUGGAGGCUACCUCAUUACCACAGGUGAUAGAAAAGAUAGUGGACUGUCAGAUUUCAGAUGGACUACUGAAGCCAGACCUGAGGGAAAAAGUAACAUUCACCUUGCUAAGAAAACAUCGUCAUCAGACCAAGAAAUCAAACCUUCGAUCACUGGCUGACAUUGGCAAAACAGUCUCUAGUGCAAGCCGUCUCUUCACCAAUCCUGAGCCUGGUAGUCCAGCUCCAACCCACAGAAAUCUAACUUCUUCUAGUCUAACUGACAUCCCAGAUAAACCUGAAAAGGACCAGCUCAAAAAUAAGUUUAUGAAGAAGAUUCCAAGGGAUGCAGAGGCUUCUAAUGUACUGGUGGGCGAGGUGGAUUUCUUGGAGAACCCCUUCAUUGCUUUUGUGCGUCUUCAACAAGCAGUUAUGCUGGGGGCUCUGACUGAGGUACCUGUACCUACCAGAUUCCUAUUUAUUCUUCUGGGGCCCAAAGGCAAGUCCAAGUCAUAUCAUGAAAUUGGAAGAGCCAUUGCUACUUUAAUGUCUGAUGAGGUGUUCCAUGAUGUUGCCUACAAAGCUAAGGACAGGCAAGACCUUCUGGCAGGCAUUGAUGAGUUCUUGGAUGAGGUCAUUGUUCUGCCACCUGGUGAGUGGGAUCCUGCCAUCAGGAUAGAACCACCAAAGUCUCUUCCUUCUCCAGAUAAAAGGAAAAAUAUGUAUUCGGGCACUGCCGGGGAUACUACCCAGAUGAACGGUGAUAUGAUCCAUGACGGAGGUGGUACAGGAGGAGAUGGGCACCAUGAAUGUGAGGAGCUGCAGAGAACAGGAAGGUUCUGUGGUGGCUUGAUCAAAGACAUAAAAAGGAAGCUUCCUUUCUUUGCCAGUGACUUCUAUGAUGCCCUGAGUAUCCAGUCACUUUCCACCACCCUGUUCAUCUAUUUAGCCACUAUAACCAAUGCCAUCACCUUUGGAGGCCUGCUGGGGGAUGCUACUGACAAUAUGCAGGGUGUGUUGGAGAGUUUCCUGGGUACUGCGGUCUCUGGGGCUGUCUUCUGUAUGUUUGCUGGUCAACCACUCACGAUUCUUAGCAGCACUGGCCCUGUUCUAGUUUUUGAGAGGCUUCUUUUUAAUUUUAGCAAAGAUCAUGAACUAGACUAUUUAGAGUUCAGACUCUGGAUUGGCUUGUGGUCAGCAUUCCUAUGUUUCAUCCUGGUUGUUACUGAUGCUAGCUCCCUUGUCAAGUAUUUCACUCGUUUCACAGAAGAAGGCUUUGCUUCAUUAAUUAGCUUUAUCUUCAUUUAUGAUGCCUUUAAAAAGAUGAUUAAAUUGUCUGAAUACUAUCCAAUCAACUAUAAUUACAAAGUGGACUACCCCACACUGUUCAGCUGUGCCUGCCUAGCUCCUGAAGCAGACAAUAACACCUUCUUUAAUGAAACAACAAUGACAACAACACACUGGCUACUUAGCAAUACCACUGACAUGUUUUACAAUAGCAGUUUAAACUGGUCGACUCUGAGCAAAAAACAGUGUGUAAAACAUGGUGGCAGCCUCACUGGAAGCAGCUGCAAGUAUGUUCCAGACAUUGCUCUCAUGUCCUUUAUUCUCUUCUUUGGAACCUAUACCUGUUCAAUGACCCUAAAGAAGUUUAAGACGAGCCGCUAUUUCCCAACCACAGUUAGAAAGCUUAUCAGCGACUUUGCCAUUAUUUUGUCCAUUUUGCUUUUCUGUGGAGUCGAUGCACUGGUAGGUGUGGACACACCCAAGCUUCUUGUGCCAAGUGAAUUCAAGCCAACAAGCCCACAUCGAGGUUGGUUUGUCCCACCCUUUGGGGGAAAUCCAUGGUGGGUGUAUUUGGCUGCAGCCCUCCCUGCUCUGCUAGUUACCAUUCUAAUCUUCAUGGACCAGCAGAUUACAGGUGUCAUUGUCAACAGGAAGGAGAAUAAGCUAAAGAAAGGUGCAGGCUAUCACUUGGAUCUUUUCUGGGUGGCUGUUCUCAUGGCGCUUUGCUCUUUCAUGGGACUGCCCUGGUAUGUAGCUGCUACAGUCAUUUCCAUUGCACACAUUGACAGCCUGAAGAUGGAGACAGAAACAUCUGCACCUGGAGAGCUUCCCAAGUUCUUGGGAGUAAGAGAACAAAGAGUUACUGGGACCCUUGUCUUCAUUUUGACUGGCGUAUCUGUGUUUAUGGCUCCUAUCCUAAAGUUCAUUCCUAUGCCUGUUCUCUACGGAGUUUUCCUUUACAUGGGUGUUGCUUCUCUUAAUGGAGUCCAGUUCAUGGAUCGCCUGAAGUUGCUUCUGAUGCCAGCAAAACAUCAGCCUGACUUCAUAUAUCUGCGCCAUGUACCUCUGCGACGAGUUCAUCUCUUCACUUUUAUCCAAGUUUUAUGUCUUGCUUUGCUCUGGAUUCUGAAGUCUACUGUUGCUGCUAUUAUAUUUCCAGUGAUGAUUUUGGCACUGGUGGCAGUACGAAAGGCAAUGGACUAUCUUUUCUCCCAGAAGGAUCUUAGCUACCUUGAUGAUGUGAUUCCAGAGAAAGACAAGAAAAAGAAGGAAGAUGAGAAGAAAAAGAAGAAGAAAAAAGCAUCUGGUGUAGAUAGUGACAAUGAAGAUUCUGAUUAUAACUCCUACCCUGACAAAGUUCCAACUGUUAAAAUCCCCAUGGACUUCAUGGAGCAAGAACCUUUCUUACGAGACACAAAACCUUCCGAGCAAGAGAAGUCAUUUCAUUUCACUGAACGACACACAACAUGCUGAACAAAUCUCUUGCCUUCGUUUAGAUGCAAUGCCAAGCCCAGCAAAAACUCCAGUGAGAACUGUGCCUCAAAUUAGAAUUGAAUUUGAACCAGAUGACAAUUUUUUCUUCUGGAUGAAUAAGGGAACAGAAACUGCUUUAUAACAAAUCUCAUCAGUCUGGACCAAUUUUGACUUCUUUUGAAGCAUGCAACACUAAAUCUACAAUGGUAGAUCCAUGCACAAUCCUUACAGUCAACAAUCUCCUGGGAGAGUCUGUUUUUUCCCUUUUAUCAAGAAAUUUAAGGAGACCUGGGAGCCGGAUAAUUAAGGACAAGAAAUUGCAGUCUCCCAAAAUAUAUGUGGCAGCUUCUAGAUUAAAUCAGCAAACCUGAUUACUUUGAAAUGUUUGAUUCACUUCCAUAAUGGUAGCAUAUCUGCAGAGAGAAUGACAAUGACAGAAAAACUCUGUGGCCAGGAGAAAAUGAUCCAGCUUUAAAAACUUCAGCUACCACUGGACAUUGCCAUUGCUAAUGUGAAUCGCUGAGCCUCUCUUUAACUAACUCUACACCUGGGUUUCCUGGUCAUACUGAGGAACUUCCUCUAGUCUUUUUUGACUUUUAGCUUUGUAGCCUAACCCACAACUGACAGUUGUACAUUUUAAUGUUAAUCAUUGUUUCAAA